This is a messenger RNA of Centruroides sculpturatus (bark scorpion), 589 nucleotides long. RefSeq lists its product as uncharacterized. The transcript is spliced from 3 exons. Lineage: Eukaryota; Metazoa; Arthropoda; Arachnida; Scorpiones; Buthidae. Gene Ontology annotation, molecular function: ligand-gated sodium channel activity. Gene Ontology annotation, biological process: sodium ion transmembrane transport. Bases 137 to 589 code for a protein of 150 amino acids. Gene Ontology annotation, cellular component: membrane. The record is from RefSeq and is a predicted model, not a curated record.
CUUUACGUCAUUUGUCUGCUCUUCAUCAACUAUAUUAAAGCUAUUUAACACAGAAAUAUUUUUACUAAACGUUGAGCUCUGUUUACAAAAAGUAGCAUUUUUGAUAAACUCUUCGUUAAAGACAGAAGAAAAAAAAAUGGAUGAGGAUAAUAAAACGAAGCAUAUUAAAAGACCGAAUGCUCAUCAGAGGCACGCAUAUUUAGAAAAUUUAUUAAAAAAUACAGUUAUGACGGGACUCCCUCAAAUCGCUACGGAACAUAAUUUGAAAAGGAAAGUGUUCAAGAUAUUGGUCUUCUUCGCCUGUUUAUUUGGGUUCUUCUACCAGCUAACCGAAUUUCUGAUGUUAUAUUUUACUUAUCCAACAAGUUUGGAAGUAUUAGUAAAAAUUACAACGGAAGAUUAUCUUCCAAAGCCUGUAAUCACUAUGUGCGACUUGAAUGGCAUACGACGCACUGUCUUCUGUAAAGAUUUCCCUAAUCUCUGCGAAAAACCAAAAAAUGUCAGUCUGUUUUGUAUUAAAAACAGUCAAUUUUGUGAUAAAGAAAACUUCACCGAUGACGACUUGAUGGUAAGUUUGGUAGUAAAUUGA